Plutella xylostella (diamondback moth) is the source of this 2370-nucleotide messenger RNA. RefSeq lists its product as uncharacterized. The record is from RefSeq and is a predicted model, not a curated record. Lineage: Eukaryota; Metazoa; Arthropoda; Insecta; Lepidoptera; Plutellidae.
UUCUUUUUCCUUACCUCAGCGCUUCCAUUCGUGCGAUUCUUCGUUUGUUUCACGUAAAUAAUGGGUCGAGUUUAGCGAGUAAUGCUGAGAUUUCUGAGUAAAUAAGAUUGCAAAAUGGAACCUGGAACAAGUAUGGAGUCAAGAAAGCAUGUGAGAUGCACUGGCUCUCAGCUGGCCCUGCUUGCCAAGUUCAUGAGCUUGGACCCACACUUCGCCAAUAUGCAAUAUGAUGAAUUCCACGAGUAUGAAGAUUCAGAUGCAAAGUGGGAGCAGUUGAAAAAUGAACUCAAAGAGUACGGACCUGAUAAGUCUGUAAAGCAGUGGAAGCAGUCCUGGCGAGACUUGAAGCGGUUAGCAAGGCGAGCAGAUUUAGAUACAUUAAGAGCAAAUACAACAUAUCAAUUAGUAUUAGAUGUCAUCAAGCAAGGAAGUAAUUAUCCUUAUAAUUCCGACGACCCAAGUACGAAUGUUGUCCCUUUUGUAUGCAGUAAGCUUGAUACAACUUCAGACAAUGCCACUUCAGCAAUGCAUUCUGAUGAGUCGCUGGAUGCCUCAUGUGAUGCUGACCCCAUCGCUUCGCAGGAUAAUGAUGAACAAAAUAUUGAAUCGAUUGACGAGAGUUUUGAAUUCAAAAGGCGGCCCAGAGUGAGAGUCACCAAAGUCCAGCUAGCAAAACUAGUUGAGAUUAUGAGUCAGGACCUGAUGUUCGCCCACGGCCAACAUAGGCACGGCAUCAUGGACCGUAAGUGGAGACAGCUGAAAGAUAAACUGAAAGUUUAUGGACCCGACAAGGCAGUGGAGCAGUGGAAACAAACAUGGCGCGAUUUGAAGAGUAAAGUGAGGCAAACAAAUUUCGAAACCACAAUAAUGAGUGACAUAGAUCAAAAGAUAGUGGACAUAUUGAAUCAGAAAGUAGCUGAUACUAGCCAGGAUGACUCGGGACUUCACAUAGAGGCAAUUGUAGUAGCAAACAACGAUGCCUCGAACAAUACUGGAGCUGCGGAGAUGGACUCUGUGGAUAGCCAGGGAGCCUCCGGUGCAGAUCCCAUCGCCUCCCCUGGGCGACCAGCCAACACUGAGUUCGACGCAUAUGUCGAAGUGAAGGUCGAGCUUGAGGAAGAUAUGGAAGCUGAUACAAGUAUGGAAUCGAAAAAGCGCACUAGAUGCACAAACAAGCAGCUAGCGAAACUUGCUGAGUUCAUGAGUCUAGAUCCAAUUCUGGCCUCCACGAAAUACACAUCACCAUUACAGCAGCAUCAAAUGCAGAAAAGGUGGAAAGAAAUGCAAGAAAAACUUAAGAAUUAUGGCCCUGACAAGACAAUUGAGCAGUGGAAACAUACUUGGCGAGAUUUGAAGAAGAUGGCGCGGCGAGCAGAUUUAGAGACAUUAAGAGCGAAUAGAACAUACCAACUAGUACUAGACGUCAUCAAGCAGAACGGUUUCCAAGGUUGCACAAAGCCAGAAGAUGCAACGAAUGGUGAGUCUUCCGAAGCUGCUCCAGAUAACACUGUAAUGGUGGCGAUGAAGACAGAAGCCUGGCAGAGUGAAUCGUCUGAGGAAGAGACUGUUGCUUUCCCUCAUUUACUUGAAAACAUAGAAUUUGUGCCGGCUGCACUGUGUAAUACAAACACAAACAAUCAUGAGGUUGAGGACUCUCAACAAAAUGUUGAAGAUGGAACGUUGAAAAAGCGGUAUACCAGAUGCACAAACAACCAGCUGGCUGAACUGGCGAGGAUAAUGAGAGAUGACCCAGUAUUAGUUUCUGGGAAAUACAUUGGACCCUGUCGGUCCAAAGAAAUUGUAGCAAAGUGGGCACAUGCGAAAGAGAGACUUAAAAACUUGGGUCCCGAUAAGACUGUUGAGCAGUGGAAAAAGACCUGGCGAGAUUUAAAGAAUUUAGCAAGACGAGCUAGUGAAGACACAUUAAGAGUAAAUACGACAUAUCAAAUGGUAUUAGAAGCCUUGAAGCAACAUGAAUUCGACGAGCCAAAUAACCGCUUGAAGUCCUUGGUGGCAGAAAAUGGCGAGCCGUCUGGUGCUGCCUCCGACAACAGUGCGACUGCAGACAUGCACACUGACGAGGAGCAGGGGGCGAGCUCUGAUGAUGAGUCGGACGAUCCCUCGGAAACACUUCCAGAAAUGGGAGUUGAAGUCACCGAAGAAUUCAUUAAUUUGAAAAAGGAACAGAAUGCUCUGCUGAAUAAAUUAUGUGGGUUACUGGAAGAACAAAACAAACUUUUAAAGAGACACAGGAACCCCUUAACGAAAAGAGAGAAUAAUUUCAAGAGAGGAUGUUGAAGAAUUUUAUAUUGUAACAAUUGCAGUGUGAAAUACAAUAAAAUAAGUUUGAUAAUCUAUUCAUGUUAUAGU